Messenger RNA from Candidozyma duobushaemuli, 549 nucleotides. RefSeq lists its product as uncharacterized. The coding region runs from base 1 to 549 and encodes 182 amino acids. Lineage: Eukaryota; Fungi; Ascomycota; Pichiomycetes; Serinales; Metschnikowiaceae. The transcript has a single exon. The record is from RefSeq and is a predicted model, not a curated record.
AUGCCCCCCAAACGGACAUCCUCACAAAAGCCAAGAGCACGAAAAGCAAAAAAGGUAUGCGAAGAGGAAGACGCAAACGAUGGAUUUUACAUUGAUGGCAAAGAGUGCAUCACUGCCAAUCCGUUGGUUAAGCUUCAACAGGAGCUUGAGUGGAUCGCCAUCAGUGCCACUGCUAUUCAGCUUCAUUACAACAAGUUCAAGUGGAAAAUGAGUGACAGUUCGAUCCCGAGAGACGAGGUGGUGAAAGCCUGCCAGGGUAUCUGUGUGGACCUUUUCCUGGUUUUCAAAAAGGCCUUGAUACUUUCGGAAAAGUAUGAGGAUACGGUGGUGGUGAAACAGUUGCGAGAGCUAUCUCGGGAUGCCGUCGAGUUGGACCAGCCCAUACGAAGAUUUAAGAAGUAUGCUGAAACACAGGACGAAGAUUUCGAGAAGGAGUCCAUUCACGACUUCAAGACAAUACUCGAUGCGUUUAUGUUUCGUGUGAACAUUAUCAGGAGACAUAUUCUGCGGGAUUACUGGUUUCUCAAGCCACGUCCGAGAUUGUAUUGA